This is a messenger RNA of Sciurus carolinensis (gray squirrel), 480 nucleotides long. Its product is annotated as keratin-associated protein 4-7-like. Gene Ontology annotation, cellular component: keratin filament. The transcript is spliced from 2 exons. The record is from RefSeq and is a predicted model, not a curated record. NCBI's taxonomy places the organism in Eukaryota, Metazoa, Chordata, Mammalia, Rodentia, Sciuridae. The coding region runs from base 1 to 480 and encodes 159 amino acids.
AUGGUUAACUCCUGUUCUGGCUCUGUCUGCUCUGAUCAGGGUGGUGACCAAGGCCUCUGCCAGGAGACCUGCUGCCAACCCAGCUGCUGCCAGACCACCUGCUGCAGCCCCAGUUGCUGUGUGUCCAGCUGCUGCAGGCCCCAGUGUUGCCAGACCACCUGCUGCAGGACCACCUGUUGCCGCCCCAGUUGCUGUGGUUCCAGCUGCUGCCGCCCCAGUUGCUGUGGUUCUAGCUGCUGCAGGCCCAGUUGCUGUGGGUCCAGCUGCUGCAGGCCCCAGUGUUGCCAGACCACCUGCUGCAGGACCACCUGUUGCCGCCCCAGUUGCUGUGGUUCCAGCUGCUGCCGCCCCAGUUGCUGUGGUUCUAGCUGCUGCAGGCCCAGUUGCUGUGGGUCCAGCUGCUGCAGGCCCCAGUGUUGCCAGACCACCUGCUGCAGGACCACUUGCUGCCGCCCCAGCUGCUGUGGAUCUUCUUGUUGA